CGGUUCUUGUGAGGGAGUCACUGUCCUCAUUGUUUUGAAUUGACGGUCUCUCAGCCCUCAAAGCGUCCUGGAGAAGGAGGGUAACGGAGACUCGGAGCGUGAGGCCACGAUGGAGGAGUGCGCGCAGGCCCUGGAGUGGGACAGUGACGAGACCGUGGUGGGGGGGUCGAUGACGGAGAGCGAGCCCGAGGAAGAGGAGCUGCCCUGGAGAAGGUUGCUCUGUGGUGAAGACACGUCGCGUAGAGGUCUGCUUUCUCCUGAGAUUCCCCUUGGAUUCAAACACUGCAAGGGUCCACAGACACAAGUGGAUGAAAGCGUGCUGAUGCCCGUUCCUGGAGCGGGUACGCCCUCACAGGUGUGGAGCGUGUUGACCAAGUACGGUUAUUACCAACUGCAAGUGUUGUCUUGGACUCCACAGGAACUGAGUGAAGAAAGAGAUUUCCCAGAGAGGAGCUUCUUUUCCAGUGCUGCUACUGUGGUUCCGGGGACUGAAAGGGAGUCAGUGGUAGAGCUGGAGGUGUCAGCGACAUCAGACACACUCGCUGAGCUGGGAAAUGAAGUCGCACUGACCGUGGCUGGCGAGGAAAUCUGCGAUGAAGAGAGCUCUCUGGAAACUUUUGUGUCUGCCUUAGAGAGACAGAUAACCUCACCAGGAAAUGCCUGUGAGGAGAGGCUGAGUGACAUGAAGAACAGCUCUGACCCAGGGAUGUUAAAGAGCCUGUUGAGUCCUGUACUGACACCUCUGGUUGCCAUGGUGGUGUGUGGAGGAGAUUUCGUGCCUGACACUGGGGAGCUAGUCUCACCAGCUGAGCCGCCAUUGACCCUGAGCCCAUUUUCAGGAGCUGGGAUGGGGCCCGUCUGUCCCAGCGCUAGGAAUGAGGCCUUGGAAAUGGAACCUGAAGCAGACUGCACACAGAUUGCAGGCAUGGCUUCCAAGCAAGGUUCUGAGUUAGCUGAUCUGCAGGACAGACGGCUGUCAGCAGAGGAAACUCUGGAAGACCCAGAUCCGAUUGGAUUGCAGCGUUUUGCCCACCAGAAUGUCACCUCCUGUGAGCUGCUGAGUGAUAAGGGAACUCCAGCUUCAGUGGAAAACAGCUGUGAGCAGGGAAGUGCACGUGUGCUGAGGAGAUCCUGCAGAGUGGGGAGGCUGAAAGGCAGCAUGAGCGCACAGCCCUCAGAUGACGUUUUACCAAAAGUGCUGGGUGUCGAAGAUCUGACAGGACAGUGUUCAGCUGGCACUCUCAGUUACUUCCCAAGGAAGCAGGCUGCUUUAGGGGUUAAAGGUCAGCAGAAGGAGACUCCUGCAUUGCGAUCCAAGAGCACACAGAUCAGGAAGCGUGGACAACACAGAGUGGAAAAGGGAAGAAGAAAGAAAUAUGAUGUAACUCUUUCUAGCAUUAAUAGGAGAAAUGUUUUUGGGGAGAAUUUACUAUAUCAAGCUGUUCUACACAAUGAUGUGGAUCUUGUUCAUCAUUUUAUUAAAAAAGGUGCCAAUGUUAAUCAGCCAAGUUAUGCUGGUUGGACAGCACUCCACGAAGCUAGUAUGGGAGGAUUUUACAAGAUGGCAUAUGAACUGUUAAAAGGUGGAGCUGAUGUGAAUAUCAGGGGAGCGUACCAGAUCACUCCUCUACAAGAUGCUGUGAUAAAUGGACAUUACAAGGUGGCAGAGCUGCUGUUGAUGAAUGGAGCCAACCCCUUACUUAUGAGUAACAAUGGGAAGUCAGCUUUAGAUGAGGCCAGUGAUGUACACAUGAAGCAACUCCUGGAGAGAUAUAUUUCUAGACGCAAGAGAUACCUUAUGUCAGCUAUCAGGAGUGACUCUGACCCAGUAGCUGUAGAGGACAUAUGCCAGUGCAAGAGACCAAAAUUCAGUUGUAGAAGUUGUGAAAAUUUCAAUGGACAGAAGUCAGAAUAUACAGAAGUCAAUAAAAGAAGUAAAGAGGAUUUACAUGUAAAUGAAAAUUAUGUGUAUGCAAAUGACCACAAAUGGUUUGGUAAGCCCAAGUACAGGCAGUCAGCUUGCAGCCAAGUGGACUGUGGAGGACUCAGGGAGAGCACUGUUUCUAACGUCAGAGAUUCCAGCACAGACACAUUUAAAGGCAAAGGAAGAGAAGACAGUCAGCACGAAGGGACUCAAGCAGGGGCCAGGGACUGCCAUUCAAGGAAGGCACUGGCUGUGUCUCAGUCCAGCGGAGUGCAGGCAUUGGUUAUUCACCAGCAGCAUGGGCUCCACGGCCACGAAGACCCUGACAGCCCUGAGGACCCUAACAGCCAUGUGGGCCCUUUCUGCCUUCCAGAAGAGCUACCAGAACCCUCCAUUUCAGCAGCGUCACGCCUGAAAACUGGCAUAGGUAACAAUAUGGAAGCUGACUCCUUUUCAAAAGAGACACACACCCAGAACCUGGAUUUACCAAAUAGUCAAGAAACCCAGCUCUUGGACUUAAGGCCCAUUGACCAAACUGCAGCUGUUUCUUUCUCAGCACUUGUACUAGACAGAGAAAUUGAGCUGCCAUUUGUUGAUACAGAUCCACAGCCACCUGCUCACCAAAAGCAACACAGUAGCCCUUCUCAGACUCAAGGAAAGGAGAACUCAGGUCACAGGAAUGAGAGCCUUAACAGGUGGGAAAAUUCUUUCUUAUCGUUUAUAAAGGGAACUUCUGAUGUUGGUGCUGGUGCUGGUGGUGCUGGCCGUGAUAGCUGCACCUCAGAGAAGACUGUAACAGCUGAAAACAUAUGUUCUACAGAUGGAAAAAGCCAGUAUACAUGUAAGACUACAAUAAAUGAAGAAGAAUUGGAUUUUCGACCACUUCUACUUUCUGCAGACAAUUUUUCACAGGGAAAUGAAUUAAGCACAGACAAUCUAAUCACACUUCCAACACAGGAAGCUGCUAAUUUUUCUGAUUCAGAUAUUACAGUCAUUUCUGGGCAGUAUAUUGCAAAUCAUAGAAUUUCUCUUGAUCACUCAUACAGCAAUCCUGAGCAAGAAUCCAUGCCUUGUGUAAGAACAGAUGACGUUUCAGAGGUGGUCAGUCAUGUGGAGCCGUUUCGAGAGCCUCCAAACCACAGCCAAGGAACACCAGAGCUUCUAACGAGUCAGGCAGUUACACUUGUGGAAAAGGUAGAAAACAAUCAGGGUGCUCAAAGAAAUCACACUGACAGUGGUCAAAAUGUAGGUUCUUCAAGUGGGCCUUUUUCUGCAGUCAUUUCUUUUCAAGGAAUAGGAACAACUGAAGUUGAAAGACCGAGACCAGGUCUUCUAGAAAAUGAGGCUAUAUGUGGUACAGAUUUCCAUUCAAAUGACGAUGUGAAUGAAGAAUUGACUCAUGUCCCACAACUUAGGCCAAGAGAACAGAAGGAAAAUUUUCACACACCAGGUGGGGAAUUAACUAAUAAUGGAGAUGAAAGUGUCAUAAAAAAUUGCAAGAAGAAAAAAGAGAAAGCCAGUUCAGAAACACACAUGCCUACCAACGGCCAGGAACGCAGGAAGCUUCAGAAUUCCAGAACAAGACAAAAAUUUUUGAAAAUUACCUGCAAGCAAGAAAAGAAAGCAUCUGUGAUCAGUAAGAGGAAUGCGCGAGGGGAGAGUCGGCUGCACGCGGCUGCCAAGAGGGGGAAUGUGUCCCUGGUGAAAGCUCUCAUCGACUCUGGAGCAGAUGUGAAUCUACAAGACUAUGCAGGUUGGACACCACUUCAUGAGGCAUCAAAUACAGGGUCCAGUGAUGUAAUUACUGAGUUGUUAAAUGCUGGUGCUCAUGUUAAUUGUGGAAAUAUGGAUGGAAUUCUGCCCUUACAUGAUGCUGUUGCAAACAAUCACUUAAAGGCUGCUGAGAUUCUACUGCAACACGGAGCAGACCCGAAUCAGAAACAUCAGCAGCAGAAGACAGCUUUAGAUGAAGCGCACGAUGAAAGAAUGAGAGGGCUGCUAAAAGCCUAUGGUGCUGUUGAGUCCGAGAGUAGAAAUGACAGCAAUGCUGCAAGCACAGCAAAAACUCCUCGUGUUCGGUCAAGAAAGAGUAAAGGCUUUUUCUGUGAUGACCACACUGUUGACCCACCUUGCCCUGCAAACCAAGGAGAAUCCAGGGAAAAUCUUCCAUUGCAACAGACUGUCAGCGCCAUUCUACAAGACAUCAGGGAGAAACAAGCAAUGUUACUGGAGUUUGAAAUCAGAAACCGUGACGACGCAGAACAAUACAUUGAGAAGAUGCUGGAGAUCAAAGAGGUUAUGGAUAAUGUGCUUGCAAAACAGAAAGCAGAAAGAGAUGAUCUUGCUAAAAAAUACAGGGUAUCCAUAGAGUCAUUUAAACAGGGAGUUCUGAGAGAACAGCUGACCAACUUGGCCACGAGACAGAAGGACCUCUUAGCUGUGGCCAGAAAACAGAAAGAAAUAAGCCUGAAAAUUCAAAACUGUAAGAACAGUGCCUUGCUGCCUGGUUUUGGUGUAAGGAAACCGACCUCAGAAAUCUCCAGUGAGGGGGAUCUCCAGCAGGUUACCAGUCUGGAAAAUUCUGUGUGGCCCCAGUCAGCUGCCCCCUGUCCUGAUACUCUUGAAACUUGGAGUGGCAGCCAGAACACCAGUUUGUGUGCAGAGGUGGAGGUGAGGAGCAGAGAAAACGUGUUUGAAAACAAGGCAACUGCUGAGCAGGAUUCCAGUGACCGAGUUUUGGAUGGGUUAGUGAAGUCCAGAUAUCCCAACAGCCCUGAGAAGACUAAGCCAUCGUCCCAACCUACUGCUGCUGCAGGUGUGAAAUCUUCAUACAGAGAGGACAAUUUCACAGAGACUUCUGCUGACGGGCGUGGAUGCUGCAGGCCCUCUGCAGAACCCACAGAUGUCCGUCCACUCACUGCUACGUCAGGUGAAGACCUUUCUGUUGACAGUCUGCAGCAACGAAACAGGAAAGUUGCCUCCCAGCAGCACCCAAGAGUGGUCCCCAAGUGCCCCACACAGCAGGGUGCUGUCCUCUCAGGCAGCCAUGCUGUGCACCCAGCAGGUCCAUCUGGUAAGCCAGCACUUGCAACUCAGCACUCCAACGACAGCUGUAGCCACGCCUCCUCUUCUGGGGCUGGUCAACAGGAAGUCAUCAGAAAGCCAUUCCAUCACAGCACAAUUCCCAAAAAGAAAUGUAUGCAGAUAAAAGACCUGAUGUCUCUAGGAAGGAUUCAUCCAGGGGUUAACAUUCUGGAAUUCAAAACGCAGGAGACUACCCACAAAGCCAGCAUUUUAGUGAAUGGUAAAAUUAAAGUUGAAAGUGGUCAGAUUUAUCAAAACCCCGUUAGCUGGAUCAAGGAUCUUGUGGGAGGUGACAGUUAUGUGACCUGGAAUUACGCUUGGAGCAAGGUAACGUAUCUGGGGAAGCAGCUUCUGAAGUAUGCUUCUGAGGAAGUGCCUUCGCCUCCAAGCCCAUGCCACCCACACCUGCCAGGUGGACAUGCCCACAUCUCACAGGCUCUAACAGAAUCUGAGAUGGACUCAACAAAUGGAACUUCCAGAGAGUCAACACAAAGCAUACCAUGUUAUCUACAAAUAAAUGAAAUAUUAUUAAUCAGUGACCAAGAAUUUCUGCCAUGCAAUGUAAUGAAUCAGCAUUGGAAGUUCUAUGCUGAGUGUGAGGAACUGACGUUUUAGUUUUAAGCCUGUCUUCUUAGGCAUUUAUUAAGUAUCUGUUCAUAUUAUCAUCCAACAUUUGUAUUUUAUCUGAUGUGGCUGGUGGGCAUAUUUUAGCAUAGCUAUAUGACAAUGUGUGUUUACUGUUUAAGGCUUUUUCCUUGCUGAAAUAAAGAUUUUUGAAUGCUCUUGUUAACCCUCAUAGACUUCAAGCCGACCUCUCGGUCAGGAGCUUUGUGGGUAGCCAGGAUAGUUACCAUCCAUCUGUGGAGGCCCAGAAAAAUCCAUAUCAAACAAGAACUGAAGGCUGGGUACUUUCCGAAACAAAAAUGUGAUUUUAGUUCCUACACUUGCUGUGAGUCGGACUGCAGCUCAGUGUUGCUGUGGGAGUGGAUUCUGUCCGGUUAGAUCACCUCACUGUGAACAGCCGCCUGUGAAGAGACGCAUCCAGAGCU
Molecule: messenger RNA, 6057 nt
Organism: Ochotona princeps (American pika)
Lineage: Eukaryota; Metazoa; Chordata; Mammalia; Lagomorpha; Ochotonidae
Gene: ANKRD31
Product: ankyrin repeat domain 31
Exons: 23
Coding region: 110-5623 (1837 amino acids)
Molecular function (GO): protein binding
Source: RefSeq, a predicted model, not a curated record